Molecule: messenger RNA, 5958 nt
Organism: Neoarius graeffei (lesser salmon catfish)
Lineage: Eukaryota; Metazoa; Chordata; Actinopteri; Siluriformes; Ariidae
Gene: sos1
Product: son of sevenless homolog 1 (Drosophila)
Exons: 23
Coding region: 1062-4961 (1299 amino acids)
Biological process (GO): positive regulation of GTPase activity; Ras protein signal transduction
Cellular component (GO): plasma membrane
Molecular function (GO): protein heterodimerization activity; guanyl-nucleotide exchange factor activity
Source: RefSeq, a predicted model, not a curated record
UCGAUUGCUUUCGUCUCCGACGUCUUGGUUCGGGUAGUAAGCCGCUCGGCUCGGUUUCUCAGCGCGUCCAGAGUCCGGCAGGACGAAACCAGUCUGGAGCUUCUCUCACUUUCUCGACUUGUGGUUCGGUUUUUGAUCGGUACGAGUUUUAAUCGACGCGCUAAAAGGGGUUCUUGUCUUUUUUUUUAUUAUUAUUUUGUUGUUUUCGUGGAGCGACUGAGUUUUUGGAGAAGUCUCUCUCUCUCUCUAUUGCGCAUGUUCUGUCUCUCUACCAACACAACGAGUCACAACAGUCAACCUUUAAUAAAUAUCCUUCUGCUUAAAAACAAAACCGAUUUCCUCAGGAAACAGGACAGGAACACUGCACCCAGACUCUCCUGUGGUCUUCUCAAACAGUGUCUGGCUAGGAGUGAUAUGAGUUAGUGAGCUAUAUUUCGGAUAAAAAUGGACAGCCGGAGAGCUUUUUGUCCUAAACUAGGAAUAUAAAACAUAAUUCAUGACGACAGAUGAAAAAUAUAAUGAAUAAAUGAAGUCCAUUUCCCCCUCAGGAGUUGUAUUCGAAUCGCUGUUUAUUUCAGCUCGCUUAGCCAAGCUAGUUUAUUAUUAGCCAGCUAGCAUGAGCUAGCCGUGGUGGAAUUCGGAUUUACUGGAUAAUGUCAGGAUGUUUAUUUUAAUUUUAUUUUAAUUUUAACGACACUUGGACAAACUAGGGAGUAUAUUUGAGGUUUGGACGGUUUUUCAAGAUUAAAGCGAAAGACUUUUUUGGGAAGUUUGUGAGGAGAGUGAAACGUCAUCAGGCGGCGUUUAGAGUUAGCAUAACAUUCGGGAGUUGGUUAGGUUAGCUUAGCAUAGCUUAGCAUUAGGUUAGCAUAGCGAGCGAGCAGGGAGCCGGAGAUGCCAUGGUGGCUCUAGCUCGCCGCUUUGACCGUGUGGCGGAGCUCCUGCUUUGCGCUGCCUCGUCGUGUGUGAAUGUGAAGCUGGCCGGGCCUGUGGCCCCUGCGCUCCUGCGUGGAUGAAGCAGUAAAGGGACCCGAGCUGCUCCCUGGCUCAGCUGAAACGCCAUGCAGGCGGCCCAGUGCCAGUACGAUUUCUUCAGCGAAGAGAACGCGCCCAAAUGGAAGGGACUCCUGGUGCCGUCCCUCAACAAGGUGCUAAAUCAGGUACACCCCAAGCUGUCGUCUCAGGAGGAGGCUCUGCAGUACAUCGAGGAGCUGAUUCUGCUGCUACUGAGCAUGCUCUGUCAGGCCCAACCUCGCACUGUGCAGGAUGUCGAGGAGCGAGUUCAGAAGAGUUUCCCUCACCCCAUCGAUAAAUGGGCCAUCGCGGACGCCCAGGCAGCCAUUGAGAAGAGGAAGCGGAGGAACCCUCUCGCUCUGCCUGUGGAUAAGAUUCACCCACUUUUGAAGGAGGUACUAGGCUACAAAAUAGACCACCAGGUGUCUGUGUACAUCGUGGCGGUGUUGGAAUACAUCUCCGCCGACAUCCUGAAGCUGGCUGGAAACUACGUACGAAAUAUACGGCACUACGAGAUCUCACAGCAGGACAUCAGCGUGGCCAUGUGCGCCGAUAAGGUGUUGAUGGACAUGUUCCAUCAGGACGAGGAGGACAUCAGCGGCUUCCCCCUCAUGGACGAGGAGCCGUCAGCGUCUGAGGCGCAGACCUAUUACGACCUGGUGAAAGCGUUCAUGGCUGAGGUGCGUCAGUACCUGCGAGACUUGAACCUCAUCAUCAAGGUCUUCCGCGAGCCAUUCGCCACCAACAGCAUGCUCUUCUCACACCACGAUGUGGAGAACAUUUUCAGUCGUAUCGUGGACAUCCACGAGGUGACUCUGAAGCUGCUGGGGCUCAUUGAGGACACGGUGGAGAUGACCGAUGAGGGAAGCCCUCACCCACUGGUGGGCCGCUGCUUUGAAGACUUGGCCGAGGAGCUGGCCUUCGACCCCUACGAGACGUACGCUCAGGACAUCCUGCGGCCCGGAUUCCAUGACCACUUCCUCAGCCAGCUCUCCAAACCCGGCGCAGCCUUCUACCUCCAGUCGAUAUGUGAAGGCUUCAAAGAGGCCGUGCAGUACGUAUUACCUCGGCUGCUCCUGACCCCGGUUUACCACUGCCUCCACCACUUUGAGAUAUUAAAGCAACUGGAGGAGAAAAGUGAGGAUGAGGACGAUAAGGAACGUCUGAAGCAGGCAAUCACUGCACUCCUCAACCUUCAGAGCAGCAUGGAGAGGAUCUGCUCCAAAAGCCUGGCCAAGAGAAGACUCAGCGAGUCGGCCUGCCGCUUCUACAGUCAGCAGAUGAAGGGCAAGCACCUGGCCAUCAAGAAGAUGAACGAGAUCCAGAGGAACAUCGAUGGCUGGGAGGGCAAAGACAUCGGCCAGUGCUGCAACGAGUUUAUAAUGGAGGGCACGUUGACACGGGUAGGUGCCAAGCACGAGCGCCACAUCUUCCUCUUCGAUGGCCUGAUGAUUUGCUGCAAGUCCAACCACGGACAGCCACGCCUGCCGGGGGCCAGUGCUGCCGAAUACAGGUUGAAAGAAAAGUUCUUCAUGCGCAAGGUCCAAAUCAACGACAAGGACGACAAGGAGGGUGAGUACCGGCAUGCCUUUGAGCUCAUCCUGAAGGACGGCAACAGCGUGGUGUUUGCAGCGAAGUCUGCUGAAGAGAAGAACGGUUGGAUGGCGGCGCUGAUUUCACUUCAGUACCGCUCUACUCUGGAGCGUAUGCUUGACACGGCCAUGCUGCAGGAGGAGAAAGAGGAGCAGAUGAGGCUUCCCGGUGCCGAGAUCUACCGCUUUGCAGAGCCCGACUCGGAGGAGAACGUGGUGUUCGAAGAGAACGUGCAGUCCCAGUCUGGGAUCCCAAUAAUCAAGGCAGGGACGGUGCUGAAACUCAUCGAGAGGCUCACCUUCCACAUGUAUGCAGAUCCCAAUUUUGUGCGGACGUUCCUCACCACCUACAGGUCGUUCUGUAAACCGCAAGAGCUGCUGGACCUGCUCAUUGAGAGGUUUGACAUUCCAGAGCCCAAACCCACAGAAGCGGAUCAGAUGGCCAUGGAGAACGGAGAUCAGCCGCUCAGCGCCGAGCUCAAACGCUUCCGCAAAGAAUACGUCCAGCCAGUGCAACUCAGGGUGCUGAAUGUGUGCAGGCACUGGGUGGAGCACCACUUCUACGACUUUGAGAGGGACGCUCAGCUACUCUGUCGGCUGGAGGAGUUCAUCGGAACAGUCCGAGGCAAGGCCAUGAGGAAGUGGGUCGAGUCCAUCACCAAGAUCAUCCAGAGGAAGAAGCAGGUGCAGGCGAACGGCCCGAGCCACAACAUCACCUUUGAGAGUUUACCUCCACCCAUCGAGUGGCACAUCAGCAAACCGGGCCAGAUCGAGCAGUUUGACCUGAUGACCCUUCACCCCAUCGAGAUCGCUCGCCAGCUCACGCUACUCGAGUCUGACUUCUACAGGUCGGUUCAGCCGUCAGAGCUGGUGGGCAGCGUGUGGACGAAAGAUGACAAAGAACUGAACUCGCCCAACCUUCUGCGUAUGAUCCGCCACACCACCAAUCUCACCCGCUGGUUCGAGAAGUGCAUUGUGGAAACAGAGAACCUGGAGGAGCGUGCAGCCGUGGUGUCGCGCAUCAUCGAGAUCCUGCAGGUCUUUCAGGAGCUCAAUAACUUUAACGGAGUCCUCGAGGUGGUCAGUGCCAUGAACUCUUCUCCUGUGUACCGGCUCGACCACACCUUCGAGCAAAUCCCGAGCCGACAGAAGAAGAUUCUAGAAGAGGCCCAUGAACUCAGUGAGGACCAUUAUAAGAAGUAUUUGGCCAAACUCAGGUCCAUUAACCCACCAUGUGUGCCCUUCUUUGGUAUAUAUUUAACAAAUAUUCUGAAAACGGAGGAAGGCAACCCUGACUUCCUGAAGAGACACGGUAAAGAGCUGAUUAACUUCAGUAAGCGACGGAAAGUAGCAGAGAUCACCGGAGAGAUCCAGCAGUACCAGAACCAGCCGUACUGCCUACGGGUGGAGAGCGACAUACGGAAAUUCUUCGAGAACCUGAACCCCAUGGAGCACAUGACGGAGAAGGAGUUUACAGACCAUCUUUUCAACAAGUCUUUAGAGAUCGAGCCUCGCAACGCACGUUCCCUGCCUCGAUUCCCUAAGAAGUACAGCUGCCCGCUGAAAUCUCCGGGCGUACGGCCGUCCUCGAGUCGACCCGGCACCAUGCGCCACCCGACGCCGCUGCAGAACGAGCCGAGAAAGAUCAGCUACAGUCGUAUUCCGGACAGCGAGACAGAGAGCUGUGCGGCGUCGGCGCCCAACUCGCCCCGAACGCCCCUCACGCCCCCGCCCGCCUCGGCAGCCUCCAGCUCCACAGACAUCUGCAGUGUGUUCGACUCUCCGCAGGGUCCCUCCAGCCCCUUUCACUCAAGGUCCUCGUCUGUGUCCUCAAUGGUGAGUUUCCACAGGAGUACAGACGACCCACCUGUCCCUCCUCCUGUCCCGCCAAGACGGCGUCCUGAAUCCGCUCCUGCCGAGUCCUCACCUUCUAAGAUGAUGUCGAAACACGUGGACAGUCCCCCAGCCAUCCCCCCGAGGCAGCCCACCGGUAAGCUGUACCCAAUGCGCUACUCCGUACCGGACGCUCCCUCCAGCCCACCCUCGCUGCCUCCUCGCGAGCCCUUGCGCACUCCUGACGUGUUCUCCAGCUCGCCUCUGCUCCUCCAGCCUCCUCCUCAGGGCCGCCGUACUGAGCCCAGUCAUUUUUUCCCCUCAUCCCCGUCGCCGCUGGGACCCCGAAAACUCCCGGCCUCGGCUCCGGCGCCGCAUCUGCUCGAGUGCGAUACUCCCCACGGCGCCGCCGGACCCCCGCUGCCCCCCCGCCACAGCACGGCCAUCCCAAAACUGCCUCCAAAAACAUAUAAAAGGGAGCGGGAAGGUCCUCCGCUUCUCGAGAACGCCAACCCUUCUUAAAGAGGAAACACUAAAGACUGCACAUGAGACAUGUGAUAUGUAUACAGAGUAAUGACGUUUUCAAAAAAGGAAAAAAAAAAAACGCCCGUUGGAUGAAAUGCCAGUGUUGGACUUUGGACGAGGGGAAAAAAAAACAAACACGAAAUGAAAAAUGUGCCCUUAAACCGUUCAGAUUGUGUUUUCAUGAAGUGCAAACUUCGUCUGAGAUUAGCCAGCCCUCCUGCAGGUUGUCUCUUUGUAUAUUUUUUUUUUUUUUUUUUUUUUAAAUCUGUGGGGGUUUUUUUUGUCCUUGUCUUUGUCUGAUGUUUGCUCACGUUCUUUUUGCUGUUUGUGGCUUCUUUUUUCCCCCUUUUCUUUUUGUACGUUGCUUAUUUUCAGCCAUGAGCUUGUCAGCCUUUCCCUCUCUUCUCCUCCCCCUGCACAGCUGCAGCCAGGACCAGAUAUUUAAAAAAACAAACAAAAAACCCCCGCAAAUCAUUAACAUUAAUGCUGGACAGCAAAAGACUUCAAAGCAGUUUGAACCACCUCCUAAAUAAAGCAAAUCCACAAAGCACGGUUUCUCUUCACAGACUGUAUGUGCCUGCCUUGUCGACGCCGAGGACUGUCUUGGCCCUUCCAGCGUGAUGCUGGACGACAGGUAGGACUCGACCGAUAAGACUCCUCCUUCUGCCUCAGCCUUUGGCUUAACCACACCUCAUUAUGUUUAAAGAAAAAAAAAAAAGGGACUGGGAGAUGUGAGCUGCGUUCGUACCGUAUUUAACCCCCACAGGGAGAGAUCUGUGUGCCAGUAGUCUCAAGAGUACCACGAGUCAAAGGUACCCUCCCACAACCAAAGAGGUACUUUCAUGCAUUCAAGAAACACGAAAAAAAGUGAUUGUCCUUUGUCUUAGAACUUUUAUUUUCUGAAUCAUUUCUGUUUUUGCCAAUAAGUAUGUAAAGAAGAAAAAAACAAAACGAUUGCCUUCUUAAAACAAGGGAAUAAAAGUGUUUCUACCAC